GCCUCCGUGCGCAGCCUGAGGGGUGCGGGCGCGGGGCGGGGCCUGCAGGAGAAGGGCGGCCGCACCGCCCUGCACCUGGCCUGCCGCGAGGGCCGGCGCGACUGCGCCCGACACCUCCUCGCCCCGCCCGGCGCCCGCCUCUACCUGGACUGCGCCAACUAUGACGGUUUCACGCCCCUGCACGUGGCCGUGCUGCAGAAGGACGUGGAGAUGGUGAAGCUGCUUCUGGGCGCCGGCGCCGACCUCGAUAAGGCGGAGCCGAGCUGUGGGCGCAGCCCCCUGCACCUGGCGGUGGAAGCGCAGUGCCCCGAGGUGGUGGAGUGCCUCCUGCGCGGCGGCGCGGACCCCGGCGCCCGCAUGUACGUGGGCUACACCCCCCUGUACAGCGCCUUGCACCGGCCCGACCGCAGGAUCCCGCAGCUGCUGCGGGACUUCGGCUCCCAGGAGCCCGACUGGGACUCGGAGCCGGAGAGUCCCGACGACGCCAGCGACGAUGAAUAUGACGACAUCAUCAUCAACAGCGGAUAUUAUAAGAACUGAUGGAGGGGUGAUCUCCCCUGCCCCCCUCUCCUCUUCUCUGCGGGCGGAUUUGGGACAGCCUCGUUGCCCGGCCCGGCCCGGCCUCUGCUAUUGCCAGUGGCCCCCCGGAGCCCCCAACGUGUCCCCUGCCCGCUCUGGGGCCCCUUCAUCUCCUGCUGGCCUGAGACCAGUUUGUUGUGCUGCGGGCAGGGCAGGCUUGGCCCCUACCUCGCCAGCACCCGCCUGCCCUAGGGUAGAGGAGCCC
This is a messenger RNA of Alligator sinensis (Chinese alligator), 784 nucleotides long. It is a transcript of the gene NFKBIB, whose product is annotated as NFKB inhibitor beta. The annotation marks the transcript as partial. Gene Ontology annotation, cellular component: cytosol. Gene Ontology annotation, biological process: signal transduction; cellular response to lipopolysaccharide. The transcript has 4 exons. Gene Ontology annotation, molecular function: protein binding. Lineage: Eukaryota; Metazoa; Chordata; Crocodylia; Alligatoridae. The record is from RefSeq and is a predicted model, not a curated record.